AUGGAGAAUGGAGUUGUGCUGAGUGGAGAUUAUAUAAAGCUAAGUAAUGAUAAGAUUAAAAAAGUAAACAAAAGUAAUUUUGAACAGAUUUAUGAUAAAGAAUAUGAAGAUUUAUAUAGAAGUAAAUGCUCAGGUAUUAUGCUAAAAACACCUUACUAUCCAUACAAAUAUGAUAUUAUGAAUACUAGCCAUAAAUAUAUACCAAAGAUUGGUGAUUUAGUUAUAGGGAUAGUAAAAUCCAAAAAAUUAGACUAUUAUCAAAUGGAUAUAAAUAGUAAUUGUGAAUGUAUUAUACAUAAAAUUGAAAGUUUUAAAUAUGCUUCAAAAAGUAGUUUCCCAAAUUUAUUAAAUGGUACAUUAUUAUAUAUGAUUAUAGAGAAAAUAAAUUUAGAUAACAAUAUGGUCGUAGCUAGUUGUAUAAAUUCAGCAGAUGUAAAAUCAUGGAUAAAUUAUGAAAAUUAUUUAGGAGAAUUAGUCGAUGGAUUUUUAUUUGCUGUUAAUAUAUCAUACGCAAAAAGUUUAAUAGGAGAUAAAUGCUACAUUUUAGAUUUAAUCGGGAAGGAUAUAGCUUAUGAAAUAGCUAUAGGACACAACGGAUGGGUUUGGAUAAAAACAAAUGACCCACAGGAAACAAACAUGAUACGAACCGCAUUAAAGCAUUGUUAUGGAAAAACAAAUAUACAGAUGGCCGUAUUGUGGAAGUCGAUUUAUAAUUUAUACAAAAGAGGGAACGUAAAAAAAUAA
This is a messenger RNA of Plasmodium vinckei vinckei, 744 nucleotides long. RefSeq names its product exosome complex component RRP40, putative. Gene Ontology annotation, cellular component: cytoplasmic exosome (RNase complex); nuclear exosome (RNase complex). Lineage: Eukaryota; Apicomplexa; Aconoidasida; Haemosporida; Plasmodiidae. The transcript has 3 exons. The record is from RefSeq and is a predicted model, not a curated record. The coding region runs from base 1 to 744 and encodes 247 amino acids. Gene Ontology annotation, molecular function: RNA binding. Gene Ontology annotation, biological process: CUT catabolic process; TRAMP-dependent tRNA surveillance pathway; U4 snRNA 3'-end processing.